This is a messenger RNA of Gloeophyllum trabeum ATCC 11539, 1533 nucleotides long. RefSeq lists its product as uncharacterized. The coding region runs from base 1 to 1533 and encodes 510 amino acids. The record is from RefSeq and is a predicted model, not a curated record. Lineage: Eukaryota; Fungi; Basidiomycota; Agaricomycetes; Gloeophyllales; Gloeophyllaceae. The transcript is spliced from 2 exons.
AUGUCUCCCGUCCUUUCGGACGACACUGCGUCUGAUCCAUAUGAGAAGACUAGCUCGCGAUACUCGAGUCCCCCAAUUGCUACUCUCGAAAUUGCUGGAGAUACCACGGGACUUGCAAUGGAGACGCAUGAGCUUCCACAAGAGGAGAUAACAGAGCAACCUUCCCUAGGCUAUUUGGACGAAGCGCUUAACUUCAUCGCCGAGGAGAGAGCUCGGUUGACUGCCCAACUGGAAGCUAGGCUGCAGAAGCCUGUUGCACUCGAUACAACUAGGCAGACUGAGCCUCGGCGCAAGCGCCGACGGAACAAGACUAAACCCCUUGUCCGCAUCCUACAGCGUCCAGGCCGAUAUGAAGACGAAACACACUCGGAUGACACCGAGCGAGUAGGUAGGGGACCAGACGAGGAAGGCGACGACUCCUCUUCAUCUCCCGACGUCUCUUUCUCCUCUUUCCCUUCUACACCGCCCCAGAAAUCUAGAACACGCAAGAGCGGACGAAGACUGUCACCUCUAAGGGUGACGCGAAGUCAGUCUACUCCGUCCCUACGCUUGACUGUGUCCGUGCCUUUGGACCCUCAUGUACUUCAACUCCGAGCACUUUCGCACAAGUUACGACUCCUUUUUCCAGAGGAUGCCGCGUCCCUGUCGUCGGUUUUGUCUGACGAUUUCCCGGACCCACCGGACUUCAUUGACCCUCGAGGGCCAUCCCCAACACCAUCCGAUCCUUUGAUUCAUGUAUUCAUCGAUCAUUCCAACAUCCUUAUCGGCUUUCUAAAUUAUCUCCGACGUAAUUUGCAUCAUUCCGCCCGGAAGGGCAAACACAUGUCGCAUUCAGCACUGGCGCUUAUAUUAGAACGGGGCCGGCCAAUAAAUCGCCGCGUCCUUGUUACUUCGUCACCACUGUAUCAACCCAUGGACUCAGCCGAGCAGCUGGGAUACGAAGUCCGUAUUUAUGCUCGGGUUCCUGAUACCGGGGAUGGCGCCGACAGGAGACAUAGUGGAGAUUUGUCUAAAGGAAGAGGCGGGAAGAAAUCUGCGCCGAUCGCCAUCAGGGGGCACUCGCACAAGAACUCAAAUGGCGGAACUUCAACCGAGUCCGAUCAGGCUGCUGCACUAGGGUCGAGCCCGCAGCGGACAGGUAACUCUCGAGGCCACGGACGCCAUCCCUCCGGUCAUACGACCACGACCGUUGCCCCCAUCGUGACACCAGGCGGCCGUGUUCGGUAUCGCGAACAGGGCGUGGACGAGCUACUGCAGUUGAAGCUCCUGCAAGCUAUAGCAGACGUCGACGUGCCUCCGCCAAACGCGACUAUCGUACUCGCAACGGGGGAUGGCAACGUCGGACAGUUUAAUGAAGAAGGUUUCCUGGGAUGUGUACGAAUAGCACUGAAGAAGGGCUGGCGGGUCGAACUCUACGCUUGGGAAGGUGGACUGAGCAGAGCGUGGAAAAGGGAGUUCGGGAAUGGACCCUUCAGCGAGAGCUUUAGAAUCAUCGGCAUGGAGAAGUUCGGUGCGGACUUGAUCGAAAUCUAG